GACGCGGGUAGCGGUCCGUGGUGACGUCACAUACUGGUUUGCACUGCUCUUGGGCCGCAGACAGUUUGUUUGUUCUGGAGGAGUGAAACCGAACCGAGACGCUGUUCGACACUUCAACACUGCUGCCAGCGGAAACGUCGACAUGGGAAACUGUCAGCCCACUAUCGUGCCCUAUGAGGAUUUUGAUCCCAUCGCCGACAUCAAGGCCAUCCGCAAGGCCUGCAAAGGGUUCGGAACCGAUGAGCAGGCCAUCAUCGACAUCCUGGCGAACCGCUCUGCGUUUCAGCGGCAGGAAAUUAAACAGGCCUACUUCGACAAGUAUGACGAUGAGCUGGUGGACAAGUUGAAGAGCGAGCUGUCGGGGAAUUUCGAGAAGGCCAUCCUCGCCAUGCUGGACCCGCCCGUCAUCUACGCCGUGAAGGAGCUGAGGAAGGCCAUGAAGGGAGCGGGCACCGACGAGGACGUCCUGGUGGAGAUCCUCUGCACCGCCACCAACUCCGACGUCGCCAUGUUCAAGGAAUGCUACUUCCAAGUGCACGAACGCGACCUCGUCGCCGACAUCGAGGGCGACACGAGCGGCGACGUCAGGAACCUGCUCAUGACUCUGCUGGAGGGCAACAGAGACGAGAGCUACGACGUGGAUGACGAUCUGGCCGAAGCAGAUGCUACCUCUCUCUUUGAGGCUGGCGAGGGUUGUUUCGGGACGGAUGAGUCCACCUUCAGCUACAUCCUGGCCACGAGAAACUACCUGCAGCUUCAGGCCACCUUCAAGGUGUACGAGCAGCUCUCUGGGACUGAAAUCCUGGAUGCCAUUGAGAAUGAGACCUCAGGCACACUGAAGAAAUGCUACAUUGCUCUUGUGCGAGCUGCCAAGAACCCUCAGCUCUACUUCGCCAGACGUCUGCACGACGCGAUGAGCGGAGCGGGAACGGAUGAGGACACGCUCAUUCGCAUCAUCGUGUGCCGCUCUGAGUACGACCUGGAGACCAUCAAAGACAUGUACCUGGAGAAGUACGACGUGUCUCUGAAGGACGCCCUGAAGGACGAGUGCAGCGGCGACUUUAAACGCCUCCUCCUGGCCAUCUGCCACUGAGGGCAGGGCGGGCGUGGACGACGGAGGCAGAGACGGCAGAAAACGUUCAUGCUGAGGGGCGCCGCUGUCGUCUGUCUAACAAACUAAUACUGCUCAGUAUCUCCAUGUGACAUUAUAUAGGCAGCAGGAGGGAGGGUGGGAGUGAUAAAGCACCUGGCCUCGUGUCUCGUCCAAACUCUGAGUUAGUCGGCUCCCCCUUUUUUUAAAAAAAAAAGUUUCCACAAAAUCUGGAUUUAUUCAUCAAUUGUAGCUCUAAUUCUUAACAUCUUAACCAGCAUUUAUACAGUUUCAGUCGCUGUAAACAAGCACCAAGAUUUCUACAAAUUCCAGUCAGACUGAUGCAAUCCGAUCAGGUGGUUUGAGGCCUGAUAGGAUAAUCAAAUUGUAAACAUGGGGAAAAAGUGUGUCUUUCUGCUGCUGCAUUAACUGUACUUCUUUCUACUAUUGAGUAUUACACCUUGAUUAUUUUGCGCCCAGGGCCGUUAUCUUUCACCCUCCGUGCCCCAAAUCUCAGUGACAGUUCACUGUGACUUCACUGCUGUUAAAACUAAUGCAAUCUCUCCAUAUGGCUUGAAGUUUGUCCUGAUAAAUGAAGAAAUGUGAAAGUCUGCAAAGAGGGCAUAUCAGUAUGUGUCAUGACGGCUAUGCAAUGUAACAUGAAUGGAUUUUUAUACAUUUUCCUCACAGCUGAUUCGCAGAAGAGAAUAUAUAUUUUAUCAUUUGCUUAUUGAUUUACAGUGGGGUUUUUUUUUGCGUUUUUAUCCUUUACCACAAAUAGAAAACGAACUUGACAAAUCCAAAUGACACCUCACCUUGUUAUACCUUUUUUGUAUUUCAUGACUAACACAGUAGAGUGUUUUAAUAUAUAAAUGAUAUUUAGUUUACUGUUUUAGGUAGGCCAGAGGGUAUAUGAGAAGAAACCCGUGAACAUUCAAUACCUGAUGUCUCUUAUCUGUGUCCCCACACGGCAGCUGAUAUUUGUUAAAAAUGACCACUAUUGUAAAACGAGCUGAGUAGAUACAGUAGGUGAGAUAGUUGCAACAUCAACCAGGACAUCAGUCGGGUCGUUGGACUUGUGUUUGUCUCUCUAUAGCCAAAGAAUUUUAGUCUAACAACAAAUAAAGUCGCCUGUAACGUC
This is a messenger RNA of Acanthopagrus latus (yellowfin seabream), 2231 nucleotides long. It is a transcript of the gene anxa13, whose product is annotated as annexin A13. The record is from RefSeq and is a predicted model, not a curated record. NCBI's taxonomy places the organism in Eukaryota, Metazoa, Chordata, Actinopteri, Spariformes, Sparidae. Bases 143 to 1093 code for a protein of 316 amino acids. Gene Ontology annotation, molecular function: calcium-dependent phospholipid binding; calcium ion binding. Gene Ontology annotation, cellular component: cytoplasm. The transcript has 11 exons.